AUGGCCCUCGACUUCGCCAACGCGUCUUCUUUCCUCUCCUUCCCCGAAACGGCCUACGCCGCUUCGAUGAACACCCUGCAUCAGAUCUUCGCGAAACCACUACCGAGUUCGGGAUGCGGGAAGAGUUUCGCCGAUGACACCACCACUACCACGGAAACCGAGAUCGAGAUUGAAAUCGAAACGGAAGAGACGACGAAGAAGAAGAAGAGGCGGUAUAGAAUCCACCUGCCACCCAGCUACACUGCUCACGCCGCGCGACCCGCGAUCUUCGUGCUCCAUGGCGCGAACCAGACCGCCGCGGAGAUUGAAAGAAUUACACAGUUUUCUGAUCCGGGGAUUAAUCCUUAUGGGAUAGCGGUUUAUCCGGAAAUGGCACUUCAAGAAGAAGAAGAAGGAGGAGGAGGAGGAGAAGGAAAAGGAGAUGAGAUGCGCUUCCUCGAAGCGGUUCUGGACGACGUCGAAGGGAAAUUCUGCGUGGAUAGGAAUCGAAUUUACGGGGCUGGGUUUGGGGAUGGAGGGGGCUUGUUGGGGUGUUUGGGGAAGUUGGGAAGCAGGGCUGCGGCUGUUGCUGUCGUGUCGGGGAGGUUUGAUGGUGCUUGUGGGAAGGAUGGGGAUGGGGAUGGGGAUGAGAAUGAGAAUGAGAAUGAGAAUUCGAGGAUCAGGAGUAGGAUGCCAUUCCUAGAAAUCCACGGGGAUCGGGACACCGUGGCUCCCUACGAAGGGACGCAGAGCAACGACACACUCCCGAUCCGGCAAAUCCUAGACCAAAUGCUACAACUCAACGGCUGCGGGGCUCCCGAAGAAGACAGCGGAACGACAAUCCCCGGCCUCGCAGGCGCGGAUUCGAAUUCCACGCACGUGUACAAUGGCGGCGCCGUGGUGCGGUAUUCCUGGACCUGUGCACAGGUGGAACAAGUUGUGGAGAAUUUCGUCGUCAAAGGUUUGGGACACGGAUGGCCGAGCACGACGGCAUUGCCCAGCGCUCUGGAAGUUUUGCGACGCGGACCGACGAGUUGGAAUGCGUCCCAGGUGAUUUCGGAGUGGUUUGGGCGGUGGGCGCUGUGUGAUGGGAGCGCUUGUCCCGGGGCGGAGAGGCCGAGGGAGACGCGGCGGGGGUUAUUGGUGGAUGGGGAGAGGAUGCCUUGGAUUGCUGGGUAG
Molecule: messenger RNA, 1158 nt
Organism: Lecanosticta acicola
Lineage: Eukaryota; Fungi; Ascomycota; Dothideomycetes; Mycosphaerellales; Mycosphaerellaceae
Source: the annotation of a GenBank genome assembly